Molecule: messenger RNA, 882 nt
Organism: Aphanomyces astaci
Lineage: Eukaryota; Oomycota; Saprolegniomycetes; Saprolegniales; Verrucalvaceae
Exons: 1
Coding region: 177-557 (126 amino acids)
Source: RefSeq, a predicted model, not a curated record
GUCCGCAUACCUCCUCAAGCCACGGUGUUUCGGUGUAUUUGUGUCAGCCGUGGUGACCCACCGCUUGCGAAACGACAUGGCCUAGGCCGUAGAGAUCGUAGAUGCCAUAUUCGUGGCUGGGUUGGCCACACAAGUAAGGGUAUUGCUCGAUCAAGUGAAAUUGGACCUUCAACAACAUGUACCCGUGGAGAUCUUCCAGUUUGCCGCGGUGGUGGGCAAUACGAAACUCGGCGCCCCACCUCAAUCCUCUCCGUCUUGGAAACUUGCCUCAUUUCAGGCGAAGUGUGCUGGCUCACGUACAUGCUCAGCGACGUUCUCAUUGUGUGGACCAAGCAGUACAUGAGAUAGCAAGCCGGCCGAAGCUCCGUCCUCCUGUGGCUCCUCGCAUCCGGGUUCCAACUCGCGGUCCCGCACGACGCUUCAGCGGCAAUGCCACACCCUGGACUUUGACGGGCAGGUCGUGUGUUCGUCCGGAGUGGUUGCGAUCGGAAACAGCGCCCGAUUCGUCCAGCUCUUUACCUGUCGCUGGGCUGCACGGUCAUGUGCUACGUCAUUGAGCGACUGCGCCGACCGCAUCUCCCCGCCAAGGUGACGCUGUUCCUGCUGCUGUACUCGCUUUCGGCCUACAGUUUCCGUUUGAACGGUGGACGGAUUCUGAUGGACAUGUAGACUUGGACGCCGCCAGUGCGUUCUUGAACGGUCUCUUGUGAUGGUGCCGUUCCUGGGCUCAUGGCUGUACAGUACGUCCUGGGCAUCAAAACGUGGCGAAUGUUCUGUGUUCCUAUGGCCCAACACCUCCGCUUUAAUGAGCCCUCGUACUCACUCGAGAGCCUGGCCUAAGCCUAAACCCAUACCCAAGCCCUGUAGCCGAAACCCCAAAAC